GCCUCCAAGGUGAUGGAACAGCACUCGACCAGGAUAGAGGGCUGCCCAGCCAGUAAAGAUGAAGUCCCCUCGGCUGCAAGGCUUUGCUUUUUAACUCUCGGGGACACUGAAGAUGGAGGCUUCCGGCCGGAGGCCAUUAGCUAGGACACCCGGAAGGCGGAACUCCUGGGGCGGAAGUGGCCGAGAGUGGAGGAGAAUGGCGGCAGAGGGUUGGUUUUGGCGCUGGGGCUGGGGCCGGCGAGUCCCAGGGAGGACUGGGCUUCCUGGCCCCGGCCCUGGCCCCGCUACUCUUGUACAUAUUCUUCUGUUGCUGGGGCCGGUGGCUGCGGAUAUAACUGACGGCAACAGUGAGCAUCUCAAGCGGGAGCAUUCGCUCAUUAAGCCCUACCAAGGAGUUGGUUCUAGCUCUAUGCCUCUUUGGGACUUCCAAGGCAGCACUAUGCUCACGAGUCAGUACGUACGUCUGACCCCUGACGAACGCAGCAAAGAGGGCUCUAUUUGGAAUCACCAGCCCUGCUUCCUCAAGGACUGGGAGAUGCAUGUCCACUUCAAAGUCCAUGGCACAGGAAAGAAGAAUCUUCAUGGAGAUGGCAUUGCCUUGUGGUAUACCCGGGACCGCCUCGUGCCAGGGCCUGUGUUUGGAAGCAAAGACAACUUCCAUGGCUUAGCCAUCUUCUUGGACACAUAUCCCAAUGACGAGACCACUGAGCGUGUGUUCCCGUACAUCUCGGUGAUGGUGAACAAUGGCUCCUUGUCCUACGACCACAGCAAGGAUGGGCGCUGGACUGAGCUGGCGGGUUGCGUGGCUGAUUUCCGCAACCGGGACCAUGAUACCUUCCUGGCAGUGCGCUACUCCCGCAACCGCCUGACGGUGAUGACUGACUUGGAAGACAAGAAUGAGUGGAAGAACUGCAUUGACAUCAUAGGAGUGCGCCUGCCCACCGGCUACUACUUUGGAGCCUCGGCUGGCACUGGUGACCUGUCUGACAAUCAUGACAUCAUCUCCAUCAAGCUGUUCCAGCUCAUGGUAGAACACACUCCGGAUGAAGAAAACAUUGAUUGGACCAAGAUUGAGCCUGGUGUCAGCUUCUUCAAGUCUCCCAAAGACAACGUGGACGACCCCACAGGGAACUUCCGCAGCGGCCCCCUGACGGGUUGGAGGGUAUUCCUGCUGCUGCUGUGCGCGCUCCUGGGUAUCAUUGUGUGUGCUGUGGUGGGCGCUGUGGUGUUUCAGAAGCGCCAGGAACGGAACAAGCGUUUCUACUAAGCUGCCGCCCCGUGGAAAGAGCCUGACUUCCAGCCGAGGCUCUAAUGUGAACUUUUUUUUUUUUUUAAACUGGGAUCGUAAAAGAAAAACACGAUCUUAUUUCUUAACCGUUUCAAAGAAAUGAUUAAAGUAUUUUCGUACAUUUUGCUUCUUGCCCAGCAUGGACAGAUGGCAGAGCUGGUGUCUGCAUCCCCACAGCUGGGGAUGAGGCUCUCAGUACUGCUCUGGUGGCAUGUGAGGAACAGAGGCUCUGUACCCGGGGCUGUGGCCCUGGACAUGGCUGUUGAACACUGGAGGGCCCCCCAAACCACAUUGGGGUGGCUCCAAGGACCCAGGGCAGUGGUUUUGUUCUGAGGCGUGUGAUGUGUAUGAUGACAGACAAAGCUCACUUUGGGGAACCUGGGCCUUCCUGUCCCCCUCUGAGCUUGUGCCAGGGCCGACCUCAGAUGAGGGUGGAGGAGCUGUUUGGUGGGGCUCAGAGUGUGACUGUUUACUAAAUAAAGUGAAGUAGCCAACCUUAGCCUUGCAACUGUCCUCGGGAGCUUUGCUUUUUCCUUUGAUAACUUCUAGCCAGCCUCUGGCCCUCAGCAGAGCACCAGCUGGGAGGGAUGUGGUUGCCCCAUUUCCCAGGUGGAGAAACAGUACAGUGAAGCAAAAUGUGCCCGUCGUCAUCACCCAGCAAGUGGUGUGUUAGAGACUGUGCAGUCUCGUGCUCCGGGCCUCUCAGUAAAAGGACAGCAUGGGGAGGGCAAGGGGGCUGCAGAGGGUGUGACUUCAACCUGGCUUCAAGGAUAGAGGAGAGCAGGAUGCAGAGGAGUGCAGUGACAAGAAAUUCAAGAAGCGGGGCUGGGGGUUUAGCUCAGCGGCAUAAGCGCCUGCCUUGCAAGCAGGCAGUCGUGAGUUCGAUCCCCGGUACCGAUAAAAAAGAGAAAGAAAAAAAAAAAAAGACUCAACAUUGCUGGUGGGCUUGGGGCAAAAUGUAGCUCAGGAUGUGUCUUCCUCACUGUCAUGCUGUUGGAAUGAAUUGACUCGUGUCUCUGUUACGUUACCCCUGAACAUUUUAGGUGGUUUCCAGGUUUUAGCUCUUAAAUGUUGCUUGUGCUUCAGAUGUUCUUGCACAUGUCUAUCCUUGCAAAUGUAAAGUUGCUGGGCACCUUGUGUACAUUUUCAGUUUUACUGGACGGGGCCCCAUUGCUCUCCAAAGUGGAGCGAGUCCUUUUCUUCCCACUGUGGUUAAUGGCUGCUGAGAUUCCCCUCUGCCCACUAAGCAUUUGAUGACCAUUUUCAACUUUUAACAAUCUGAUAUGUGUAAAAGUUUUAGUUUCUGUUUUUUCGCAAGUCAGUUUGAAGAUCGUUAUCAGUUGUGUAAUUUCUUCUGUGGUACUUUAAUUUUAGCCUCCUUUUUCUUUUUAUUACUAGUGUACAGUUUUCUUAUAUAAGAAUCCUUUGGUUAUAUGCUUGGCUUUCUACUUUGUAAUGAUGGCAUUUGAUGUAGUGUCUACCUUCAAGUGUCACUUACAGAUCUUUCCCAAAUACUGUUUUCCCUAAGAGAGAGAGAGAGAGAGAGAGAGAGAGAGGAGAGAGAGUGUGUGUGUGUGUGUGUGUGUGUGUGUUAUGGGGAUUGAACCCAGGGCCUUCCCAAUGGGUUGCAUUGAUUGCCAGGCCUUUUGUAUUUUGAGAUUUUGAGACAGGGUUUCACCAAAAUUAGCAUUUAAUCUACUUGGAAUUUAUUUUUGUAUGUAUUGGCUGUGAGGUAGGGAUUGUUCACUGUCUUUACCCUGUUGUCUCAUCGCUCAUCCUUCCUCACCCGCGGAGGCCCCAUGGCAACCACUGCUAAUGCUGCCCCUUGCUCUUCUCCUCUUUUAGUGGCUGGAAGGCUAAGUAUUCAGGUGACCUCCCCAGCUCCCUUCUAGCUAGAGAGGAUGUGUACUGGGGAGGGUCUUGGACUGGUUUAUUUCCAAUGUAAAGAAGCUAGUGUGGCCAUUUGCCCACCCAUCUUCCUGCCUGGAACUGAAGGGUACACACGAGGGUGCAGAAGCCAUCUGUGACCAUGGAAGCUGAAGCAGUGCGUGGAACUGGCGUGUGAUGGGUCCGUGAUAGCAUGGCUGGGGUGCCGCCCAAAGCUUGGACUGCUAACUGCUGGGUUUUUACAUGGAAAAAAAAAUAAAUCCUUAUUUGUUCAAA
Molecule: messenger RNA, 3451 nt
Organism: Cavia porcellus (domestic guinea pig)
Lineage: Eukaryota; Metazoa; Chordata; Mammalia; Rodentia; Caviidae
Gene: Lman2
Product: lectin, mannose binding 2
Exons: 8
Coding region: 113-1267 (384 amino acids)
Biological process (GO): endoplasmic reticulum to Golgi vesicle-mediated transport
Cellular component (GO): endoplasmic reticulum membrane; Golgi membrane; endoplasmic reticulum-Golgi intermediate compartment
Molecular function (GO): D-mannose binding
Source: RefSeq, a predicted model, not a curated record